ACAACACGAUGAUCCCUCCUCUGCCUCAAAACCCUACUUUCACUCUAAAACUCUCUCCGAUCAUUCUUCAUAUACCUAACACGAUAAACAAGAAAAGGAUGAGAUUUACACCGCCGCUUUUGAAAAAGAAGAAGAAGAGUAGUAGAAGUAGAAGUAUCAAAGAGAUCACCAAAGAAGUAUUCGAUGGAGUAGUGAGAAAGUCUUCUUCUUGGAUCAAGUCUGAGUUCCUUGGAAGAGGCUCUUACGGUUCGGUUUAUCUAGCAACAAGUAAGAAAGACAAAGGUAAAACGAUCAUGGCUAUAAAAUCUGCAGAGAUCUCACGAGCUUCAAGUCUCAUGGAGGAAGAAAGAAUAUUAACCGGUCUCUUAUCUCCUUUCAUUGUUCGUUGCUAUGGCCACGAGAUUGCACUUGAGGAGACUCUGUUCGGUGGAUCGAGAACGAACUACAAUUUGAUUCUCGAGUAUUGCUCCGGCAAAAGCCUUGCGGACCUGAUCGAGAAUAACAUAGGAGGAUUAUCAGAGAAAGAUGUGAAAGUUUUUGCAAGAGAUAUCCUUAACGGUCUCGACUACAUCCAUAGGGAAAAUAUUAUUCAUUGUGACAUUAAACCGGAGAAUAUCUUACUAUCCCCUGUGGAGAACCGGAUAAGACCUAAUGGGUAUGUGACAAAGAUUGGAGAUUUCGGUUUAGCAUUAGAGAAGGGUCAAGCGAGUAUGGAAAAGCAUCGGGUCAUACAAGGGGCACAACUAGAUACAUGUCUCCGGAGCUUAUACGCCACAAGAUAGUUGAUUAUGCUGUUGACAUUUGGGCUUUUGGAUGCACGGUUUUGGAAAUGUUUACGGGACAAGAAGUAUGGGGAGAACAUAGUGAUCUCGGUCCUGUAGAUUGGGACAGUCUUAUUGGUCAAAGCAGUUUCAUUCCUUAUAUACCGGAUUGGUUAUCUGAAAAAGCACAAGAAUUUCUGAGAAGUUGUUUGGUUAGGGAUCCUGGUUCCAGGUGGGGGAUUGGUGCACUCAUGAACCAUCCCUUUUGCAAUGUGGAUGUAUAAUUGUUUAAUAAUGGUUUUUUUUUAUG
Molecule: messenger RNA, 1071 nt
Organism: Arabidopsis arenosa
Lineage: Eukaryota; Viridiplantae; Streptophyta; Magnoliopsida; Brassicales; Brassicaceae
Source: the annotation of a GenBank genome assembly